Messenger RNA from Suillus paluster, 690 nucleotides. RefSeq lists its product as uncharacterized. Lineage: Eukaryota; Fungi; Basidiomycota; Agaricomycetes; Boletales; Suillaceae. The coding region runs from base 1 to 690 and encodes 229 amino acids. The transcript is spliced from 4 exons. The record is from RefSeq and is a predicted model, not a curated record.
AUGACCCCAAUUCCUACUGACUGGGCAUUGCACACCACAUGCAUUGCUGCUGACUUCAUUCACCAGCGCUUCACUUGCCAUGUCAGCAAUUGGCAACUGUCGGUGUUGCCUCCAUUGGCACUGGAUGUGCCAACCAUGCUUGCUUGUCAGCAGUUAGCCCAAGUGCUUGCCGAUGUGUAUGCAAACCCAAUUCAGCUUGAUCUUGACAUGAUUCGGUCCAAUGAAGCCCUCAACAAACGGUCCACAGGAAGGAUCACAAAACAUGAAGACGCUCUGCUCCAAAAAUUUCCUUGUAGUUCCCAACAAUUGUUGGAGAAGCCCUUGGUGCUCAUGGAUUCUGGGGGCCGUAUCAUCUUAUGGUACCUUCUGGACACCAUUAGCCUGUGGAUUCAAGUUGAGAUGGAAGCAGCCACAGUCGGAAUGGGCUACCUCCUGAAAACAAGCAUCACCAGUGGACAAGAGUCCAACUGGAGAACAUUCUCUGUGUCAGCCAUAUGGUUUCCCCCCCGCCGGUGGUUUCACCCCAGAGGUGUCGGCUACACUGAAGGGGGAAGGUGGUCCGAAGGUCAUAAUAUCAAUGCAGCGAUUGGCACUCCUGGCCUUGGCGGCUCUUCGGGUGAUGCACCCGGAGUUGUAUUGGGCUUCAGUCACCACACAGAUGAAACUCACUCAAUGGGCUAUGGAAAAUGA